Molecule: messenger RNA, 2897 nt
Organism: Hermetia illucens (black soldier fly)
Lineage: Eukaryota; Metazoa; Arthropoda; Insecta; Diptera; Stratiomyidae
Product: lysosomal-associated transmembrane protein 4B
Exons: 5
Coding region: 160-1236 (358 amino acids)
Cellular component (GO): lysosomal membrane
Source: RefSeq, a predicted model, not a curated record
ACCCAACUCUCCACUCGGCCGUCAUUUCUCCGACAGUAAGAAAAAGUUUCCAAUCAGACAGAAAAUCUAUUUGGCCGCUUGGUUUUGUGUAAAAUUUCGCAAAUUUUUACCUUCGCGUGUGAACAACGAAAAACUCAAAUACGACGCAUUUUGCAUGAGAUGCUAAGAAUUCGCGUCAAAAUGGGGCCACCGCGAAGCAAAGAGUGGACCUGCUGUUUUGGCCUCCACGUUCACACCGCAACUAUAAUGAUCGGCCUUUGGCACCUGUUUCUUAACAUUUUGGCCCUGAGCCUGUUGGCAGUUAUCAUCCGAAACCCAGAAAUGAUGCAAGAAUUGGAAAGCAGCUAUGAUGAUUCUGUUGAUCAUGACGCACCAGCAUUACCAACACCUUUAAGUAAAAUCGAUCCACCGUAUGCAUACCGCGACCAUUCUCUCAAUUAUCGUAAGUACAACAAUGUUGAUAUGGGAGGCUUAGUCUGCAUUUGUAUGAUAGCGAUAACGCUGAUGAUGAUUUAUGGCGCUGUUAAAGGAAAACCGUCACACCUGUUGCCAUUCUUUUGCCUUCAAUUAUUUGAUUUUGCAAUAACAACUCUUACUGCUGCUGGAUAUCUUUGCUACCUUCAAUCUGUUCACCGUUUGAUUGCUGAAAGCCAUAGGCUGCCCUGGCGGGAAAAACUAUUGCAAUUAUCUCCUGAUGCGCUCAUUAUGGUAGUACUGAUUGCUUUUGUCAGUAUUGUCCUUCUGAAAGCCUACGCCAUUGGAAUUGUAUGGCGUUGUUACAAAUACCUUACAAUGCGCCAACAUAACCUACGCUCUAUGCUACCUUACAUUAUUCCGCAUGUAUCACCCACUUCGAAUGGCCAAGAGCGGGACUAUUCCACUCUGCUUCCGGACUAUGAAGAAGCAAUUGCUCAAAGCAUGAAACAACAGCCGCCACCAUCUUAUCAAACUGCUGUCUCCAAUGUUCAAGUUGAAAAUCCUCCAGAUUCUGUAAGGUUGCCUAACUCAUCAGACGAGACUAAUGAAAGUGGGUCGCCAGCAAGGACUGCACCAGCAGGAGUGGCAAACAAUAAUGAUGAUCAGGAUGAUACUCCCCCUCCGCCCCCGUACAGUGCUGCAAUGUCACCCACACAUUCUUCUGAUGGAAGAACAACAGAAACUUCAUCCGUUCCAGGUAACAUAACGUCGCAGCAACAGCCAUCGCCACGCAACAAUACCAAUGAGAGUACAGCUUAAAUUUUUUUGUUAAUGUGGAGCAAAAAGACUAACAAAUCAAUUUUUCUUUGAAAUGAUUUUUUCUUAUUAUUGUCGUUCAAAAAUAGUAUUUUUAUCGUUAUUUGCUUAUUUUCUAAUUAUUUUUAUACAUAUAAUGUGAGUAUUAGAUUCUCUUCCGUGGUAGUUUUAGCGUAAAAUCACGAUGAAAGUGGACUCUUCGCCUUGUGAGAGGAGAGGAGGAGGCGGAUUAGGAUAUAAGGAAAACAAGUGGAGAGAGUAUUGCGUGUUGGAUGAAAGCGUUCCUUGGAAAACACCAACAAAUUUUUGAAGUGUGAGCUCGGGAGUGGCACAAUGUGUCGAGUUGGUGACUUUGUGAUUUUAUAAAAAUGGGAUUAGCUUAUAGAGUAUCGCUCAGCAGAAAGUAACAGAGUUCAUCUUAACUACGAUACCAAAAUUUUUUUACAAUUUUCGAAUUGGCCUGGUGUAAAGUCGAGUGUCUUGUUGCUACUCCCCGCCCCGACAUAAUGUAGCUCACCCAGCCAAAUGCAAUUUUUGAAUAAAAACGUUUCAAAUUAUUAACCACAUUCUCUUGCUCAAAUUUAUCUCUCAUCACAAUGUACUGUCAGCAAAAUUGAGUUCCUUCGAAAUUCUAACAAAGUAAUCAAAUUACAAUAAUCCUGUAUAUAGUCAAUUAACAUCAAUAAUAUUUAUGGAAAGUAAGGAAUUUGUAUUGACAAAUACCGAAUACAGUUAGUUGAAAAUUUUAUUCACAACAAACCAAGUAAAGAUCCACAUGCGCAUGCUAUAACGUUUACAGCUAUUUCGAAGGCAUAAAAAUAGGAAGUUAUUGUUAAAGUUGUAUUUCAUUUAUCUAUUUAUUAUCUUGUCGCUUUCACCACCGGUCGGCUCAGACUCCCUAUUGCACAACGAACAAAAUUACACAAGUCCAGUAAAAACACCAUUUGACGGCGUUUUCCAUCCAACUGAAUCUCAACUGUGCACACAAUACUGGAGGAAACACACAUUCUCAAUCCAACAGAAUUUUCCACGAAUUCGUUUUAGUAGACUCGAUAUUUGCUUUUUUUUUUAUUUUUAGCGUUACACGUAUUUCCAUCGCAUGAUUUCAGACACUUUCCACAAAUUCUGUUAUUUACACAAAUGAAAAGCUGCUGGCAUUGACAAAUCGUUUGGAAUGCUCUCAAAUAAUUCUUCUAAUACGUAUACUAAUAUGCCUAACCGAAAAAAUUGACUAAAAUUCAAUAUAUGGAAAAAUAUUUUAAAAGAAUCGAAAUGAAAACGUUUCAAAUGAGAAAUUUGAUAAGAAUGACGAUAAUGCAAGCAAAGAGAACAUGGAGAGACAACAUAAAGAUGAAAAGAACAGAACAGCAGACAUUUGAUGAGAAGAAAAAUAAUUUUUAAAUGUGAUAGAUAAGAUUUUAUAUAGGUAAGCCACAAAAAGUAAUAUAAAGAAAAUUAUAAAGUAACCGACGUAAUAAACUUGGAAAUCAACCUGAAGACAUGAUAAACUGAAAAAAGGAUGAUAUUUGAAUAUUACAAUAUUAUUGGACGUUAAUAUAUUAUUAAUAAAUAAAUGAGACAGAUGAGAAAUUUAAUUAUUAUUAAUAUGAAUAUUUAAGAAUAACAUAUUUCCGAAAAAUAAAGCACCUAUUGUAGUGUUCAAA